ACACCCUCAAUUACCUCUUCCCCCUCUCCUCUCCUCUCCUCUCCCUCUGUUGUUAGAUUUCAGGCUUUCCAGUUUCCUCUUGUAAGCUGAGGUUCUGUUGUUUGGGUCGAGGAAUUCUGCCUCUUUUGCUCUGUUCUCGUUCUUUUUCUUUUUUAUUUCUUUUCUCUUCCUGUACCCGCUCGUGGGUUUCGCUCUUUUCCAGGUUUAGAUUUCUGCGCUUUUGCUGCCAAAUUUUGGGUUUUGCUCUUGUAAAACCUCCCAUUCCUGACGGCUAAAGGGUCCUACUUUUGCCGAGAUCUGCCAAACAAACUCUGUCCCUCAUUUUGAAUUUUGAUGCUGAAUAUAGUGUUCUUAAUGUUUGAGGUUCAUGUCUCCAGUUCUCAGUGAAAUCCUCCGUUCCGGGUUUAUGAUCAAUUCCUCACUCAGACGCCGGACCCACUUAGUUCAAUCUUUCUCCGUCGUGUUCCUCUACUGGUUCUAUGUUUUUUCAUAAAUCAUCUUUCAUCCCUGCCUGAGUUAAUAUAUAGCUACGUAUUUCCUAAUAUACAUAUCAUAUAUAUUAUAUAAUCGUAUGAAUUAGCUAGAUAUUAUCACUAUUUUUGUUAUCUGAAUCCUGGGUUUUUUAAGUCCCCAAGUUUUCUGGAGUUUUAAAACGAAAGGAAAAAAAAAAAAACAGAGGAACAGUUUGAUGGCUUCCACCAGUGGAAACUCCUCAGCGUCUGCGCCAACCCAGAACUCUGGAUCUGAAGGGGACGUGCAGCUUUUGAUGGACCAGAGAAAAAGGAAAAGAAUGCAAUCGAAUCGGGAAUCUGCGAGGCGGUCUCGGAUGAGAAAACAGAAGCAGUUGAAUGAUCUGACGGGCCAAGUGGCACAGCUCAGUAAAGACAACAACCAAAUCCUCACGAGCAUCACCAUCACCACCCAGCUCUACAUAAAUAUCGAGGCCCAGAAUUCAAUCCUGAGGGCUCAGGUGGUGGAGCUGAGCCAAAGAUUAGAUUCUCUGAAUGAGAUCCUUAAUUUCAUCAACACCAGCGGCAACGUGUACGAGCCAGAUCAGACCCUUCACGCAAGCCUUGAUAACAGCUUCAUGAACCCCAUGAACUUGCUCCAUCUCAACCAAUCCAUCAGGGCUGCUUCUGCAGACAUGUUUCAAUACGAAUAUUAAUCAGGACCUAAAAAGGGUUGAAAAUUGAUCAAUCUAUGGUUAGUUGUGUUGUACUAAUCUUUUCUGGUGGAGGUUGUUCAUGUUCUGUUGGUCUUAAGUGAGUGGGGAGGGAAAAAGAGAGUGCUGUUGUACUAUUGUAAAAGAACAGUUAAAAAGGGUAAAAAGAAAGAGUUGAGUAAGCAGCAGCUAUCUUCUUUAUAAAGCUCCUAGGAGUAGGGACUGACUUUCAGAGAAUGGUGAUGGUCCAGAAAGGAGAGGCCGAGGGGACCUGGAAGUUGGGUUCUUGCUUUGUCAAUGGGUCAAUAUAAAUAUGGUGUUAGGGCUUUUAUUGUAUGUUGUCUCUCCGGUUAUAUUAAUGUUAGUAUUAAUCUUCA
Messenger RNA from Juglans microcarpa x Juglans regia, 1539 nucleotides. Its product is annotated as bZIP transcription factor 44-like. Bases 689 to 1165 code for a protein of 158 amino acids. The transcript has a single exon. Gene Ontology annotation, molecular function: transcription cis-regulatory region binding; DNA-binding transcription factor activity. Gene Ontology annotation, biological process: positive regulation of DNA-templated transcription. Lineage: Eukaryota; Viridiplantae; Streptophyta; Magnoliopsida; Fagales; Juglandaceae. Gene Ontology annotation, cellular component: nucleus. The record is from RefSeq and is a predicted model, not a curated record.